GGAGCGAAUGUGUGUGUGUGUGUGUGUGUGUGUGUGUGUGUGUGUAUCAGAGGAUCAGAGGAGAGUGAAAGCAACACAGAUUAACUUCGAAAGGAAAGCCAGACUUGUUUUUCUUGUUUCUGCAUAUCUCAAGAAGGUGGGACGUCCUCGUGUAAACAGCUAAGCUCAGUGCACAUACAACUAGGCACGAGGAUUGGUCUCUGUGUCUUGGAUUUAAACACUCAAACUGCAAUAAAAGAUGGCUGCAUCACCGCCUCCGGUGCUCCCCAGAAAGCAUUCAGGUGUCCGAGUGAUGAUAAUUCCAGGGGAGGAGCCUCCUCCUGGUGGCCUGCCUGUCUACAGAGGUUUUAGCAAAGAGAACGGUGCCAGCGUGGACACAAAUUAUACAAAUCAACUGAAUGCAGAGAGAGAAGUGGAGAUUAUGAAUCACUGUUUUGAUGAUGUGGAGCGAUUCAUGGCACGCUUGCAACAGACAGCUGAGGCCCAGACUGUUCUCAACCAAAGGAGGAAGAAGAGAAACAGAAAGAGCAAGAAGAAGGAGGAUCAAGAUGAUGAUUUGUUGACGCUGAAAGCUCUCCCUCCAUCAGAGGAAGAGUUUGUGGAAAUCUUUCAGAAAAUCAAGUAUUCCCUCUGUCUGCUGGACCGUCUCAAGUCGUCCAUCAAACAGCCUGAUGCACCAGAGCUGCUGCAUUCCAUCUUUGUACCUCUCAGGCUGAUGGUGAAAACCACUGGAGGGCCAGCAUUAGGAGCAUCAGUGCUUAGUCCUGCUAUGACCAGCGGUGCUGUAUCACUGCUCCAGGAGCAUCUGACUAAAGAGGAAAGGGAGCUGUGGACUUCAUUAGGGCCCAACUGGACCUCACCCCGUUCACAACUUAGUGUGUCUGUUCCUCCAUACUCACCUGUCUUCCUGGAUGGGUGGCAGCCUCAGGCUUAUGACUCAACUGGACAGCUUUUCGAAGAUCCAAUUGAGUCGCAGCACAAACAAGAUUCUUACAGGGAAAGAAGGGAGGCGCAAAUUCCUCAGGACCAAGCUCAACAGACAGCGGAGGGCCUGGGUGACGGCACUGAUGAAGUAAAUGGAAAUGGGCUCCCACCAGAGGGUGAGAGACUUUACUGCUGCAGUUAUGAUUUUGUGGCUAGAAACAGCAGUGAACUCUCUGUGCUACAAGGAGAAACACUAGAGGUCAUCGAGUCAUCGAAGAGAUGGUGGAAAUGUCGGAAUCGCUUCGACCAGAUUGGAUUCGUCCCUUUUAAUAUCCUGGAGCCUCUGUCUGCUCUGAAUAACACUGGGAGAGACAGCCCGGUCGUACGCAGAGAGUCAAAGAAGACAGCCAUUACCCCUCGGCCAAAGUACUUCUCUUAUGCUCCGCCAAGCCCAGUUGGAACCAGCCCUACAAGCCCAAUGCGGCCACAGAGCAUGAUUUUACCGUCUCCAACAAUGCCGGGAGAAGACAGCGACCGAGUCAUGGUAAUGAAUGAAGAGCUCCUUCAGCGGCUUGCUGUGAGAAGAGACUCAGCCCGUCCACCGGUGGUCCCCCGCACAGCUGACACUUCUACUCCCCUGAACUAUCACUCACCAGCUGCUGAGGUGGAGGCCUGGCUCACAACCAAGGGCUUCAGUCAGCAGACGGUUCAGAGUCUGGCCAUUUUGAAUGGCGCUCAGCUUUUUUCACUGAAUAAAGAGGAACUCCGCACAGUGUCACCAGACGAGGGUUCAAGAGUCUACAGCCAAAUUAUGGUGCAGAAGGCCCUUCUCGAGGAUGUGCGCAAAACCACCGAACUAGAGAGAGCCAUGGAGAAGCAAAAGCUGAGGAUUGAGGAGAGUGACAUAGUGUGACGGACAUCCACUAAUACAGACGUGGCAUAUACAGUGAUGUUGCAGAUGAAUUUAAUCUUUUAAUCAUACAUGCUGUGUAUCUAUGUGCUACACAUUCAACAACAAAACCAAACUGUGCUAGAAGUAAAGCUCACUCACUAAUACGCUGAUUGACUUGGGACUAUUUUGGAUUUUUACAUGUGUUUAGGACUGAAGGGCUUUAAACUUCAUAGUUUUACUUAAAGGUUCUGUGUGUGAUGUUCAGAGUAUUAAAACAGGAGCAAAACAUUAUUUGCCUUGAAAAGAUUUGGUAGAAUAAUCACGUCCUGAGCAGACAAUUAAGUCACACUACCUCUUUGCUUUUUAAGUCGAGCUUCCCUUUUUGCUGUUGUGGUAGCCGGUCCGGCCAUGUGUGCAUGUUUGUUCAUGUAACGACAGAAAUACAUGGGGCACAGACUGUUUAUCGAGUUUUGCCAAUGGAUAAUACAGUUGUUUAAUUAAUUAACUGGAUAAUUUUUAUUAUAAUAUGCAUUUACUGAUAUAUUUAAUGUAAAAACACACACAAAGCUGUGCUGCUUCUCAUUGUCUAUGGUACCCUGAGGUAUUAAUUUUGUAUCAAUUUUAAAUAGAUUGUAUUUGUUUUUUAAACAGAUCUAUGUGGUUUUUACGUAUUGGAGGGCCGCAAAGCCACACACACAGGAAUAAAAACAGACCAGCCACAGAAAAAUGUUGAACAGCGCUGUGCCCAUAUGGGCAAAAACAGCUUCUGUGGUCGGUGCAACAGUUUCAGAUGGUUAAAAUGCAGCAGCAAACGUUGCACAUUUUUGGCCAUAAGUCUUUGUGUGUGUAUUCCAAAGCUGCUCUGAUCUGCACUCAUAAUACAGUUACCACUGGUAACACCACCCUGACCCGCAAUAUCAUCGCUGAGGUGUAGCGACCACUUUCUGGCUUCCACACAGAUUACAAAUGUCCGCUCUGUCACCACUGUUGUCACUGUUAGCACUGUUUAUUGAGCUAUCAGGGAUUGUUGUUGAGAGCUGUGUGCUGACAAUCUGAAUCAUAUAUACUCUGAAUAUUGUAUACAGCUCCUUUAAGCUCGUCUUACCAUUUGAUGUUCUUUAAUUUGGCCUUUAAUUUCUUUUUUUAAUUUAAAUAUUUCUGUCAUCCUAUGUCUAGGCAAUAUCUAAAAAUUGCAGUACAGUAAACCUGACCGCAUACUGCUGAUUAGUUUGACGAGUUAACAACGAUGGACUGACGCUGCUUUUUAGAGCAUUAUAAAAAAAUGUAUUCUGUUAAAAAUGUCCAUGACACUACAGAGCAGAUUUUUGAUUAUUCAGAGUUUAUAUUGCUUGCACAUCAGUCUCUAACCUAGAUG
Molecule: messenger RNA, 3191 nt
Organism: Plectropomus leopardus (leopard coralgrouper)
Lineage: Eukaryota; Metazoa; Chordata; Actinopteri; Perciformes; Serranidae
Source: RefSeq, a predicted model, not a curated record